This is a messenger RNA of Stomoxys calcitrans (stable fly), 3798 nucleotides long. RefSeq names its product RNA polymerase II-associated protein 1. The record is from RefSeq and is a predicted model, not a curated record. Gene Ontology annotation, cellular component: nucleus. Bases 77 to 3772 code for a protein of 1231 amino acids. NCBI's taxonomy places the organism in Eukaryota, Metazoa, Arthropoda, Insecta, Diptera, Muscidae. The transcript has 14 exons. Gene Ontology annotation, biological process: transcription by RNA polymerase II.
GAAUUCUAAUGAAUAAAUAAACUAAACAGUGAUUUAAGCCUUUCCAAAGUAGUAUAUUUAAAAAAUUAAUUCCAAGAUGAUUAAAAGACCCAAACCUGGUGAAACAGAGGAAGAUAUACUUCGCAUGCAGCAAGAAUUUCUUUCGCAGAAGGCCAAAAAUCCCAAAUUGCAACCGGCUGCAACAAUGGUGAAAAUUAACAGACCUCCCAAGCAGUCGCUGUUUGCCAAAUCUAGGCAACAAAAUCAAGCCUCAGUUGAGCCACCACAAGAUGCGCGAAUCAAUGAUAACUCAAAACGGAUUUAUCAAGAAAUCCAUGAAAAGAUUGUUGGCGAUGGGGCAGACGAUAGUUCAAGUAAAACCCUGACCGACAUUGUUAUGGGCGACAUUGUGGAGAAAACUGUGGAGAGGCCAAAAGUUCAAAGUAAUGUCGGCCAAGUGGAAAACACUGCUUUUCCGAAAAUACAGAAAAUAUCCCUAAAAUCAUCUUCCUUAAACUCGGAAAGAAAAGGAAAAAGUAUAUUUGCCCAGGCUAUAUGUGGUAACCGCAAAGGACAGGAACAAGUUCCCAUGGAAAUUGAAGAAAACACAACUGAUGACAGAAUUAAUAAUUUGAAUGACUUUUAUGCCCAUGGAAGUGUUGUUGUCGAAGAUACGAAUGCAGCUUCAGAAAUACACAAAGAGAACAUAAAUAUGCUGUGCAAAAUGAAAGAAGAGGAAAUAUUGGCGGAAAGAAAGAAACUAAUGGAAUCCAUAGAUCCUGCAAUUGUAGCUUUGUUGGCUAAGAAACGUCAGGAAAAGGCUAAGCAACUCCAAACAAACGCCCCUAUUAAAGCAUCCCAGCCAUUAACAAAACCUGCUGCGAAUUCCCCAUCAUCUCCACCACUAGCUUCUACAGAGAGCACACUUGAGACUCUACCUUCAUCCAAUCCCGCCGUGGAGAUUCUUCAACGUUCAGCAGCCGAACAAUGGAUACAUUUUGAUGUUGUCGAAAAGGAUAAACUCGAAUGGAUGCGUGAUAUACCCUUGCAAGCGUCCAAACUUAAACCUGGAGAAAAAUUUGAAGCUCGUUUUGAUUGGAAAGGUGUUCUAUUGCCAUAUAGCAUGAAUGAUAUUGCGAGCAAUAAUAGUGAGGACAAUGAUGAUCGUGAAUUAUAUUUACAUGGCGAUGAGCCUCAUCGACCUGGAUAUACGCUGCAGGAAUUAUUUCGUUUAGCCCGUUCAAAUGUAAUGCAACAACGUGUCACCGCUUUUAGUGCCUUGGCGGGAAUGUUAAGCAUCUAUCAGCAAGGAUUCUACGAUCAAGUCUUGGAAUUGCCCAUAAGUAAAAUUUUCUUUUUGCUACGAUUUGGAUUUGAUGAUAACACACCAGCAAUGCUGGAAAUUGUGGGCAAAGCUUUGGCCUAUUUGUUUUACAAUGAAACAGAUGAGACCCUUCUGGAUUUCGUAUAUGAAAAUCCCGGUUGUCAAUGGCAGCCUUGUUUGCAAGUUUUAAACACCGAUUCUGGUGGCGACGAGGAGAUGUCUUCUAUUGAACAUUUACAAAAGCAGAUGGAACAAUUGCAGAUGUCUUUUAAGGGUAGGGCAGCUACCGUUAAGGCCAAUGUUGAAGAGAACGAAGAGGAAAGCAAGACAUCAAUGAGUGAUUUUCAAUUAGCAGAAACUGAUUUAAUCGAUUGCCUACUCAGGACCAAUAUAUUGCAGAGAAUUUAUUUUAUUUUGAAUACAGUGCGUCCAGAUAAUAGCACCGUUUCUUCUUGCUUGAAAUUGCUCAUACGCUUGGCUAGAUCUGGCAAAGAAGUGGCUAUGCAAAUAGUCAACAAUGAUGAAUUAAUGAAGUGUCUAUUUGAAAACUUUUUACCUGGUUUGGAGAAAAUUGAUACCUCCCUUCGAACCCCUCCCUUUUAUAACUAUCCUCAAUAUUUGUGCUUGAAAUUGAUGAGAAGUUUAAUAUCCUGCAAUCUAAGCAUAGCCACAAAGUUGAUGAAUAUGAAACUGAUUGAUAUUUUGGAGAAUUACCUAUUCAAUCGGGAAGACAUCAAGACUAAUCUUAUCAAAGUUCAAAUCGAAUCUUUGCGUUGCUUGAGAUGUCUGCUACUGCUGCGCAUGGAAAAUAACACUUUGCACAAGAAAUUCUUACACGCCUUUCGUUACAUGCUCGAUUGGCAUUUCAAUCAUGUCAUCUAUGAAGAGGGCGGUCCCUUCUUAAUACGUCAACAUGCGGCGGCCGUUCUAGCAACAAUCGCCAGCAUAAGCAGUCCAGUGGGUUCUGAGGUAACUACGCUGUUGGGCGACAUUUUGCAUGAUUGCAGUUGUAAUUGGUUUCAUAAAGCCACACGAUUCGGUGUGAAAGAGUUUUCGCAGGCGACUUUAUUGAGUUCGUGCCUAAACGCUGUCACUUGGUACAUACGUCACACGGACACAGCACGAUAUCAGAAUUUCAUUCAGAAAUAUUUGAGUGAAUUUAUUCAAUCGGAGAAUUUUGUUAAAUUUCUCAAUACCAUAAGCUCUUCAUCUUUAGUCCUACGUCGAUCUGUAGAUCGGCGCAAUGUUCACAAUCCAUUGCCCAAUGUUGGUGCGGUAAUAAUGAAUUCGUAUGGCCCCCAAUUAGUUAUAACGCAGACAUAUCCUAUUUUUCUUAUAACCACGGUAUGGCGAUUCAUGGAACUACUUUUGGAACGAAAUGAAAAGCAUAUAUUUGAUGCCCUACUUUCGCCCAAGACUUUGGAUCCAAUGGUGGAUUAUUUGAGAAAUUUAAGCACAAAAUGCAACAGAUACUUGGCCACAAACUUCUUUGCUAAAAUGGAAAUCAAAUUGCUAUUUAAAUUAUUAUGUUUCGAGGGUUUUAGUGAAUAUUUUAAGCCAUCGGAAAUGUUACAAAUCGUCUAUAACUUCUUGUGCUGUUUGACUGCCGAACAUAUACCCGAAGUGGAGGAACUAUUUGAAAGAGUGAUUUUCAACCGACGUUACAUAAACAUUGAUGAAGAUACUUUAAAUAAAUGGCGCAAGAUAUGCCUGGAACUAGUUUACAGUCAUUACAUUGUGGUGCCUCCUACCGAAUUAACCUUAUUUCUGCCCUUCAGUCAAGUUCCCAUUCUACCUCCGGAUUGGCCCUAUUUCCAAUUGAAAAUAAUUUUACAAAAUUAUGUGGAAAAUGUUCAGCAAAAGAAAUCUGCUGCUGACUUUUCAGAACGAGAAAUUUUACAGAUGACCUUGAAUUUUGUAACCCAAUUGGAGGAUUGUAAUGAGCAAUUGGAAAUUGUUUCCCCCACGGAAAAGUUAAUGUAUUUAAUGAUAGCCUUCAUGGGUCCAGAAUCUCAAUUUUUGGAUAGAGAAAUGAAUCAAUUAUUGCGUCAGCAUCUCAAGAAAUUCUAUCAACAAUGUGAAAAUGUUGAAUUUCUUUUCGACAAGGAAUAUCAGGGGAAAUGCAAGUUUGAAAACCUUUAUGUGCUAUUUGUGGAUCAUUUUCAAGCUGCCAGUUAUGGUGAUGAGUUAUUUAGUUCCUUGCUUAUGAUACCUCUGGCACAGAAAUAUGACAAUAAAUGGCGAAGAAGGGUAUGGUCUGAUUGUGCUUCUGCCCUUAGGUUUCUUGAUUGCAGUGAAGAAUUGCUGAUUGGAGGCUUAAACGCAUAUCUCUAUCCUUGCGAGGAGGAAGCAUCAUUAGUUAAGUUGUACAAUGAAGCGUUGAAUAUGAACUUGGUUCGUCCCAACAGUGUUCCUUACAAAAUAGCACGACAUCAUGUGGAUAAGUUCAAAGAACGCUUUACAAAAUGAAUAUUUCCAUAGAAGUAAGGAAUUUA